Molecule: messenger RNA, 6793 nt
Organism: Hemicordylus capensis (graceful crag lizard)
Lineage: Eukaryota; Metazoa; Chordata; Lepidosauria; Squamata; Cordylidae
Gene: SMURF2
Product: SMAD specific E3 ubiquitin protein ligase 2
Exons: 20
Coding region: 425-2797 (790 amino acids)
Biological process (GO): ubiquitin-dependent protein catabolic process; negative regulation of BMP signaling pathway
Molecular function (GO): ubiquitin protein ligase activity; protein binding
Source: RefSeq, a predicted model, not a curated record
ACGAGCAGGGGGAGCCGCGAAACCCUCGUGUUAACCACACACCCACGCGCGGGCUCCCCCCUCAGGUGGUCAGCGCGCUUUCGCCGUCUCCUCUCUCCUCCUGCUUUGUUGUGCUCGCCGCCUGAGCCUCGGGCAGGGGGCGGAAGGAAAGGCGGCCGCGUCUCCUCCUCCUCCUCGUCUACGCUAGCCCAGCUCAUGGCGACGCUGGGCACAUCCGGGCUUUUCUUCUUUCGGCGGCCGCCGCCGCCGCUGCUACUCUUGCUCUGAGCCGCCGCCGCCGCCGCGUCCUCCUGCCCGUCUCCAUUCGUGGGUUCCUUCCCCGCUUCUCUCCCUGCCCACUGCCUCCCUCCCCCUCCCCCUGGCAGGGAGGGCCCCGGGGAAGGAGGCAGCGCCGCCGAGCUCUCGGAGUCUCCUCCACGGUGUCAUGUCCAACCCAGGGGCCCGGAGGAACGGGCCCGUCAAGCUGCGACUGACAGUUCUGUGUGCAAAAAAUUUGGUGAAAAAGGAUUUUUUCCGGCUUCCUGAUCCAUUUGCUAAAGUGGUGGUUGACGGAUCUGGCCAGUGCCAUUCUACAGAUACUGUGAAGAAUACCCUUGAUCCAAAGUGGAAUCAACAUUAUGAUUUAUAUAUUGGGAAGUCGGACUCAAUAACUAUCAGUGUAUGGAACCACAAGAAAAUCCAUAAAAAGCAGGGAGCUGGUUUUCUGGGUUGUGUGAGACUUCUUUCCAAUGCUAUCAACCGCCUUAAAGACACUGGUUAUCAGAGGUUGGAUCUGUGCAAACUUGGGCCAAAUGACAAUGAUACUGUUAGAGGACAGAUAGUAGGAGCAGCUGUAACAUGGGCCAUAGGUAUGUUUGCAAGGCCUGUGAUGUUGCUUCCAAGUGAUGGUGCCUGGAACGAGGACUUUAGUCAAUAUCCUGUAAGUCUUCAGUCCAGAGACCGGAUAGGCACAGGAGGGCAAGUUGUGGACUGCAGUAGACUAUUUGACAAUGACCUACCUGAUGGGUGGGAAGAAAGGAGGACAGCCUCUGGAAGAAUUCAGUAUUUAAAUCAUAUUACACGAACAACACAAUGGGAGCGACCGACACGGCCAGCAUCAGAAUAUUCCAGUCCCGGUCGACCUCUAAGCUGCUUUGUGGAUGAGAACACACCUAUUACAGGAAUAAAUGGUGCAACAUGUGGACAGUCAUCUGAUCCUAGGCUAGCAGAGAGGAGAGUGCGGUCUCAGAGGCACAGGAAUUACAUGAGCAGGACCCAUCUGCAUACUCCUCCAGAUUUACCUGAAGGAUAUGAACAAAGGACUACUCAGCAAGGGCAGGUGUAUUUUCUACAUACUCAGACUGGUGUAAGUACGUGGCAUGAUCCACGAGUGCCUAGGGAUCUUAGCAACAUCAAUUGCGAAGAGCUUGGUCCUUUGCCUCCUGGAUGGGAGAUCCGAAAUACAGCAACAGGCAGGGUUUAUUUUGUCGACCAUAACAACAGAACAACGCAAUUCACAGAUCCACGACUGUCAGCUAACUUGCACUUGGUACUAAACCGUCAAAACCAACUCAAAGAUCAGCAGCACCACCAGCAGCAGCAACAGCAGCAGCAGCAAGUAGUAUCUCUGUGCCAGCUUCCAGAUGAGGCUGAAUGUCUGACUGUGCCAAGGUACAAGCGUGACCUAGUGCAGAAACUCAAGAUUUUGAGACAAGAGCUUUCCCAGCAGCAGCCCCAAGCUGGACAUUGUCGCAUAGAAGUCUCCAGGGAAGAGAUCUUUGAGGAGUCUUAUAGGCAAGUCAUGAAGAUGAGGCCUAAAGACCUGUGGAAGAGAUUGAUGAUAAAAUUUCGUGGGGAAGAAGGUCUUGAUUAUGGAGGAGUUGCCAGGGAAUGGCUCUAUUUGCUAUCCCAUGAAAUGCUGAAUCCGUAUUAUGGCCUCUUCCAAUAUUCACGUGAUGACAUCUAUACACUACAGAUAAACCCAGAUUCUGCUGUUAAUCCGGAACACUUAUCCUACUUCCACUUCGUUGGACGAAUCAUGGGAAUGGCUGUGUUUCAUGGACAUUACAUUGAUGGGGGCUUCACGUUACCGUUUUAUAAGCAGUUGCUAGGGAAGCCAAUUACAUUGGAUGACAUGGAAUUAGUUGACCCAGAUCUUCACAACAGCUUAGUAUGGAUACUUGAGAACGAUAUCACAGGAGUCUUGGACCAUACAUUCUGUGUGGAACAUAAUGCAUAUGGUGAAAUUAUACAGCAUGAACUGAAACCCAAUGGGAAAAGCAUUCCUGUCACAGAGGAGAAUAAAAAGGAAUAUGUCAGGCUUUAUGUAAACUGGCGGUUUUUGCGAGGGAUUGAAGCUCAGUUUCUGGCUCUGCAGAAGGGAUUUAAUGAAGUAAUCCCACAGCAUCUGCUGAAGACAUUUGAUGAGAAGGAGCUAGAGCUCAUCAUUUGUGGCCUCGGGAAGAUAGAUGUUAAUGACUGGAAGGCCAACACGAGGUUAAAACACUGCACGCCAGACAGCAACGUUGUAAAGUGGUUCUGGAAAGCCGUGGAGCUCUUUGAUGAAGAGAGGAGAGCCCGAUUGCUGCAGUUUGUGACUGGCUCCUCCAGAGUGCCUCUGCAGGGUUUCAAAGCAUUACAAGGUGCUGCUGGCCCAAGACUAUUUACAAUUCAUCAGAUUGAUGCUAGCACAAAUAACCUGCCAAAAGCUCACACUUGCUUCAACCGAAUAGACAUUCCUCCUUAUGAAAGCUAUGAGAAGCUAUAUGAAAAGCUGCUAACCGCCAUUGAAGAAACAUGUGGGUUUGCUGUGGAAUGAACAUUUGCAGACUUACUUGGGACUGUAUUUAUACUCCAUCAAGCAGAAAACCCUCCUCCUCAGCCAUGAUACACUAAAUGCUUGAAAUAUAGGAAACUCCCCCUUCCUUUUUUUUCUACUUUAGGACUUAAUGAGGGAAAGGGCAAUUUUUGGAAUUCUUCAUUCAAGAAAAUGUCUUGUGGCUCCUGCCAAGGAAUCAUUCAGCUGCUAUUUAAAAACUAGUAUCUUGAACACACAGAAUGCUGACUUUUCUUCAUUUCAACAGUUAAGCAGUAUUCUUCUCUUAAAAGACUACUACUAUUUUUGUAAAAGGUGAUCUGAUCUAUUUGCCUACCUGAUUUCUAUUCUCACAGGUCCAAGAUGUAGCUGUCGGUACAAGUCACGUUCCAGCCUACUUAAGAAAACAUGUGAUACUGAACAGCACCUAUACUGCUAUUUUUUUAAAUAAAAUAUUUUGAUGAUUCUAAUUUUUGCAUAAAAUUGGCUGAACAAAUCAUUAACCUUUUAAAUUAAGGCCACUUUACAUAUAAACUGUGUUUUCUUAUAGUGAAUGACUUUAUUCUGUGUUGAGUUCAACUUCAAUGUUUCUCAUGUAAGGAUUUUUAUAUUUCUCAAGCAUGAAAUACAGGUUUUGGAUCCUGUUUUUCUCUUGUCAGAUUCUUAAGCAGAGUCCUAGUCUGAGUUAACUUGCACUGCAUUUGGUACAGUACUUUGUGGUAAAUGUGGAAACCCCUUUUUAAAAAGCAUUCUAGGCAUUUAGCAUUUUUUAAAUGAGCAUUUUGUAAAAAGUCGAUACUUGAGUUUUUUUUAAUUUGCUUUCCAUUUUAAAUGGAACUGCUGCAUUUUUUAAACUCCUAAAUGUAUGUUGAUGAUAUCAACAACCUUCUGCCAGAUUGUCAGUUCAUCUUUCAAAGCUCAUACCAACCAAAGUUUUUAUGUUCAGAUGUAACCAAUCUGCAUUGUGUUUUGUUAAAUCUUAUCAGGUUAAACAUGUCUUCAUUUUUUGUGGCAUAAGAGUUUGUGUUAGCUGUAACUAAGGGGAAAGGUGAUGCAAUGGACUCAGAAAAUUGCAAAAGCUCUGCUUUGAUCUGAAAUGCAAACAUGGCGAGUUGUGACAAAUAUUGUUGGCUGGGACAUGUCGGAAGUUAUUUUUAUUGCGAUGAGAGUAAAUAUAUGCAAAAUAAUUAGAUCACAGAGGGGGUAUUCAGAUGGAACAUAAUUCACUGUCUUUGGGCGAGUGUGUGGGAUCCUCUCAGAACUAUCCCUAUGGGUUGGGCUGGUAGCUCUGCAUGGCCACAGAACACGUUCUCCAUUGUAUGUCUAUAGUUGCUGAGAACACUGCAGCUGUUCUUGCUGACUGUCUCAGUCUAGAAUUUGGUUAACAUGAAUGUGUCUCCAGUUGUGUGGCCAGAUACCUGACUGUGUGGAGGAAUCAAGUAAAGGCUGCAUGUGUGUGAACUAGCCCUUAGUUGCUCAGCCACGCAAAGAACUCUUCUAGAGAGCUGUAAGUAUAGUACAGUUGCUCAUCUUUCCACUCAGAAGCAAGGAGGCAGCAAACGUUUACAAGACGUACCGUGAUAAUGAAUCAUAAGUGAACAUCUAAAAUUGCUGCUCUCCUUUGCUAGUCAUAAAUCAUAGAGAGUGCCAAGUAUAUUGAGACAACAGGAUGGAAACUACUGGAGCAGCUUUGCUGAUCUUGGAUAUUUUGUCUGAUAUGAAAAUUGUCUUUUGUGAACUUUUACAAUAAACAAGAGUCUGAAAAUGGAGAGGAGAUCAAAUAAGCAUGGCAGUAGGAUUCAUUAGACAGCAUGUUGCCUAUUCAGACUUGAUUCAAGUGUUGAUCCUGAAGGCCUGUAGGUUGCAUGGUAACUACUGCUUAUGUUGGAUAUUCUGCAUCUUGAGAAGGAUUCUCAUUCUGGAGAAGUGAGGACAAACUAGUUUCCAUUUGCAGCAGCAGUAAUGAAAUGAAUUAUUUGAUACCCUCGCUUCAAUACAGUAGGCAAACCUAUUGGAUUAUGAAGUCAUGUUACUCAUAUGAGACUCCUCUAACAAACCAGGUGGUAGUGAUACAUGGCUGGUUUUAUGAUGUCUUGUUGAGCAUACCAAUUCUGCUGCUCAUGGACUUCAGCAGUGCUGUUCCUACUACUCCAGGGAUGCUAGAUGGUAUAGAUUUGAGACUGAUUUGGAGUGUAAACCUAGCCCCAGCAGACAGAUCUACUUCAUUGCUGCACUGUCAGGUGCUGUCCAUUCAAAGCUGCUCUGGACUUAGCUCCGCCUACUUCACUGCUCUUUCAGCUUUCAGGAAGAACACUGACUCAAUAUCUCACUACGCUUUAUGUUGACUAAAGAGCUUGUGGAAUAGUUGCUUUCAUAUACACUUGUGCUAGCAUCAUAGGGCCCCUAUGAAGAUUUUUCAGUAGAUCUCAACUUUGUGUAGAUUAUUAUACAGAUCCUUCAAAAGCUUCUUUUGGCCUGUACAUAGAUUGUUGUGGGCCUUCUUGGAGAUCCAGGUUUUGCACAAGGCCUUACUUGCUGCAUUUUCUGUAGGGAAGAGCUUUUUCCCUUCUCUGCAGAUUUAUCACUUGAUUCAAGAUAAUAGCCUUGCCCUUAUCUCGUGUAAGGCUGCAUCCAUUUGCAUCAGAUUGUGCUGAAUGUUAUGGUCUCCACUGAUGGCCUCUGCUCAUCUUGUAGCAACUGUGUUAUCUAAUAAGAUGCAGCCUAGUAACCCCAGAAAUGGAAAAUAAUUGCUAAAAGUACAGGCCCCAACGCAGAGUUGAUUUUAGAGAUGAAAGGUUUGGAGAAAGCAAAUGGAAUCCAGUCUAAUACCAAAACUUGAGUUAGAGUACUUUGGUGGUAGCUUCAUUGCCCUCCUGCUUUAAAUACUUUGUGUCCAGAGAUCCUUCCAUUGUUAUAGGGCUAAUUUUGUAAAAUCUGAAUUCUCAAUAUUCUCAGCAAAAUAAAAGCAUUUCUGCAUUUUGCUUUGACCUACACUGAGCAGAUUAAUGCAAAUUUAAUAUCGGGUCUUCUGAGUGCCUUUUUAUCUGCAAAACCAUGAAAAGCUUUAAAGCACACAACCUGCCAGAAGCUUCUCUGGACCCAUCAAGUGUAGUUCUACAGCCAUGCCACUUUCCCCUUACAUACGUGCUAAACCCAAUAUUCUGUUGGACCUUGGAUUUUUACCCCAGAAUUUAAUGUGAAUAUUUAUUUCCAACAUGUCCCUCUUCCUACAUGGUUUCUUCAUCCACUUUGAAUUUGCAUUAAAUGGUUAAGAGAAAUGCCACCUCACAGUUCCAUGCUGUUUGUUUUUCAAUAUGAAUGUUUUAAUAUGGAUAGUGACUAUUUUGUAGGGUUCAAAUAUACAGUACUCAAUUGCAUUUCAGAUUUAAUUCCUAGGUGUAAAGUUUUGUAAUGGUGCUUUGUACAGUAUGUAUACUUUCUUUUUCUUUUCUUUUUUUGCACAUAGGUUCAGUUUCCCUAAACUGAUUUUAUUAUUACCAAAAUAUUGUGUCGUACUAGAGUCCAGACCACACAGCAUUUCUCUCCCCCCACCCACAACACUACAUCUGUUAAACUUCUGGUGCAUUUAAACUGGCUGCAUUAAUGGAAGUGAGACCUGUGCUUCUAUCUGAUUCAUCGUAAUGUAGCAUGAUCUUAUUGCUUCAGACUUUAAACUGCGCCAUAUAGUUAACAGGUGCAAUUUGAUGUACUUAACACUCUUUAUUAGUAGAUUUCUGACUCUGCCAAAUUCUGAGAGCUUUGUCUGUAGCUAAAACUUGUUUGUAUUUGGUAUGAUUUUUCCCUCUUCCGUAAACUGACAGGUGGUUUUUUUAGUUGCAUUUCUAUUAUAUUUAUUGCAGAGCGUUUAGCAUUGAUAUUCAUUGUAUUUUCACCCAAGCUGUUACAUGAGCUUUAACAAAGCAUCUGUAUAAAACGUUUUUUUAAGUAUGUACCCAUGCAGAACUUGAGCAAUAAAGUUGUAUGCUGUUUGCACUGUCA